CAGCAGGCUAUGGCACAGUUUGCAGCAAGAACCUUUGCAAAAUGAAGCUGAUGUUUCUCUUGCUUUUGUGCUGUUGCCUUUUCAGUUUGGCCUAUGGCACUGAUACUGUCGCCACCAAGCCACCAUUUGUGCGCAGUCGAUAUAGUCUACGAUGGCGUAAGACAACCACUGCCAUUCCAGAGACCACAACGGGUCGUCCCGUAGAGAUUGUUACCUCAACGGAACAUCCCAAGGUGGGCACCUCAACGGCCAAUCCCGAUUAUGAUUACUAUGGCAAUGGCGACGCUGAGAACAUGAUGCAUAAAUAACCAGCGUUAUACGGUUGACAAUCCCAGUAUAUA
Drosophila montana is the source of this 341-nucleotide messenger RNA. RefSeq lists its product as uncharacterized. The record is from RefSeq and is a predicted model, not a curated record. The coding region runs from base 42 to 308 and encodes 88 amino acids. NCBI's taxonomy places the organism in Eukaryota, Metazoa, Arthropoda, Insecta, Diptera, Drosophilidae. The transcript has 2 exons.